Zalophus californianus (California sea lion) is the source of this 6023-nucleotide messenger RNA. RefSeq names its product RNA guanine-7 methyltransferase (gene RNMT). The record is from RefSeq and is a predicted model, not a curated record. Gene Ontology annotation, cellular component: nucleus. NCBI's taxonomy places the organism in Eukaryota, Metazoa, Chordata, Mammalia, Carnivora, Otariidae. Gene Ontology annotation, molecular function: mRNA 5'-cap (guanine-N7-)-methyltransferase activity. The transcript has 10 exons. The coding region runs from base 1 to 1437 and encodes 478 amino acids. Gene Ontology annotation, biological process: 7-methylguanosine mRNA capping.
AUGGAAAAUUCUGCAAAAGCAGAGGAGUGUGAAAAGAUCUCUCUUGAAGAGGCAAAAGCAUCAAUAGAUUUGGAAACAGAGUCUUCAUUCAGUAUUAAUGAAAACACAACCACUCCUGGGACUGGGCUUUCUGAAAAGGCUCCUAUCCGUGGACAAGUAGACACACCAAAAAAGAGAAAAAUGGAAUUUGAAGAUGAUCUUAUAAAGGAAAGUUCUAGUUGUGGGGAAGAUACUCCAACCAAGAAAAGAAAACUUGAUGCUGAAAUUGUCUCAGAGGAAAAAGGUUCUGGUGAUGAUGAAGGCAUUUCAAGGAAAAGAAGAAUGGAAACUGAUGAUUUUCCAAAAGAUGAACCUUCUACUGGAGAUGGCACACAGAAAAAGAGAAAAAUAGAACUUGAAGAUGUUCCUGAAAAGCAAAAAAACUUAGAAGAGGGACAUAGUUCAGCAGUGGCUGCCCACUAUAAUGAACUACAAGAAGUUGGUUUGGAGAAGCGUAGCCAGAGUCGUAUUUUUUACCUAAGAAACUUUAAUAAUUGGAUGAAAAGCGUCCUCAUUGGGGAAUUUUUAGAAAAGGUACGACAGAAGAAAAAACGUGAUAUCACUGUUUUGGACCUGGGAUGUGGUAAAGGUGGCGAUUUGCUCAAAUGGAAAAAGGGAAGAAUUAACAAGCUAGUUUGUACAGAUAUUGCUGAUGUUUCUGUCAAACAGUGUCAGCAACGGUAUGAGGACAUGAAAAAUCGUUGUCGUGAUAAUGAAUAUAUUUUCAAUGCGGAAUUUGUAACUGCUGAUUGUUCAAAGGAACUUUUGAUUAACAAAUUUCGUGACCCAGAAAUGUGCUUUGACAUCUGCAGUUGUCAGUUUGUCUGUCAUUAUUCAUUUGAAUCCUAUGAGCAGGCUGACAUGAUGCUCAGAAAUGCUUGUGAGAGACUGAGCCCUGGAGGCUAUUUUAUUGGUACCACUCCCAAUAGCUUUGAACUGAUAAGACGCCUUGAAGCCUCAGAAACAGAAUCAUUUGGGAAUGAGAUAUAUACUGUGAAGUUUCAGAAGAAAGGAGAUUAUCCUUUAUUUGGCUGCAAAUAUGACUUCAACUUGGAAGGUGUUGUGGAUGUCCCUGAAUUCUUGGUCUAUUUUCCAUUGCUAAAUGAAAUGGCGAAGAAGUACAAUAUGAAACUAGUCUACAAAAAAACAUUUCUGGAAUUCUAUGAAGAAAAGAUUAAGAACAACGAAAAUAAAAUGCUGUUAAAACGAAUGCAGGCCCUGGAGCCGUAUCCAGCAAACGAGAAUUCCAAACUCGCCUCCGAGAAGGUGGGUGACUAUGAACAUGCAGUAGAGUACAUGAAGAACAGUCAAGUAAGGUUACCUUUGGGAACCUUAAGUAAGUCAGAGUGGGAAGCCACAAGUAUUUACUUGGUUUUUGCAUUUGAGAAGCAGCAGUGAGCCACAUAUGCAGUAGCACCAGGACAGCUAUGUCCCAUCCUGUACAGAUUUGAAUGAUCCAUCCUAGAUUUGACAACUUUCUGUUUGUUUAUUUUAAGUAUUCUAAAUGUGCAGGAUGCUGCCGGAAACUCCAGUGUAUAAAUUCAACAUUUGCUGUCUAUGACAGAUGAACUUUUGUGUGUGUAUAUAAGAAUGAGUUGGGACCUUUGUCUUUAAAAAUCUAUUUUUAAGUAAUGUUCUAAGAAUUCCAUUUGCCUCACUACUCUCUUAGUGCAUAAGAAUUAUACUAUGACUUGUUAGAGCUGCUGAACUCUUUCCACAGUGCUCUGAUUUGUUCAGUGUUUGUUUACAGUAUUAAAUUCAUUGCAGUUGUAGAAUUGAUGAGGGAGCAUACAGGUUUGUGGGGGUUUGUGCUCAUUUCUGUAGUUUUGUCAUAUAGUGUUUUUCAGGAUUAAAUGGAUUGUGUUCUGUACAAUUGAAUGUGUUCAAUAUAUAUCACUAAAGUUGUAAGUUUAAAACAAAAUUUUAGAUGGCCAUGAAAGUUAUUUACCUAGAAUUUUAGCCAGUUAUUACAUUUCAUUAUAAAUACUAACUACUUUAUUUGCUAAUAUGAUCUAAUUCUGGAACAGGUUAGAAUGUUUUAUAUGCCAGCAUAAAAUUGUUUUGGAUUUUAGGGGCUUUAUCUUAAGAAUUUCCUUCCAUAGCAAUUAAUGUUUCUGGUUAUCAAGAAUGUAAUUAGACAGAUUUCCCUUUCUUCAUUGAACAAAAAUGCCAUAGUUGUUUUUCCACGAUUUACUGAAAACCUGUCCCAUACGAACCUAUUGCACAUUUUCCUCAGAUACAUGUAUGGAACUGCAACAGAAGGAUGAGACUAAAGGAAGCCGAAAAGCAGACCAGAUGAAUUCUCCCUGACAUUAGAGCUUACUGGCACUGUGUGCUGUGUAGAUCCUUUACUCCCCUUCAGCCCCGAGAGAAGCAGUACCUGCUCUUCUAUUACAAGAUCAUACUUUGUGCAGUAGGAUGCAGCAUAUCAUCACCACUCAGAAUUUGUAUUUGCCAUUUCAGAACUGUUAACCGUUUUUUCAGCCCUGGCUUCUUGCUUGACUCCUCUUCCAAAACUGACACCUAGGUGAACUGUUGUCCUUACUUUACAUUACUGUUUAAAAAACUUGCCAGUGUUUAGGUGUAGUGAAAAACUUACAAAGAAGAAAGCAGAGCAGUUAUUGCAUAUUCUUCUAAAAAUCAUUUAUUUAUGCAUGGAUUUAAAAGACAUUACUUUCUGUAAUUAUCCAGAGUAUUUGUUUAAAACGUGAGGUUUCUUAAUUUGUUUAUAUAUGUUGAUUAUUCAUGAUGUUAGAAUAAUAGACCUUUUAACAAGAGAACACGGGUUACCUAAUUUGUUUCUUGUGCAACUUGUCAAUCUCCAAACUGUUACCAGUUUACAAAAAUUAAGUCUUUUUAAAGCCUUAGUGGUGGUUUGCCAUACGUCAUUUGGGGAAAUAAUAGUAUUUCUGACUAUGGUGGCUGCCGUUAGCUAACAAAGGUUUGGUAAUGGUGCUGGGCGGUAGGAAUGGUGAGCUCUUAGUUUUAGAAACACACCCAGGUUAAUUUUAAUUCUGGGGGAAGUUCCAGAAAGUAUUUUGAUAGAGGAUGUGGCUUCUUUAUUGUUUCCUAUCAUCAUUUUCAUUUAAUGGUCUUAGCCAAUUUUAAGCAAGUUAAUAAAACAUUUUUAGACUCUUGCUCUUUCCACCCCAUGGAUGAUUUGUGGGAGAGAAGGAUCCCCUGAAGGAUGGAGUGAUUGGUGACAGUACAGAGCAGAAAAGGAAGGUAGAGUCCCCCGGGGCCUUCACUGAAGGGGUGGAAAGGAGUAAAGGAAACCCAAGUGGACUGAGCCAAUGUCUUCACUCGCAGCGAGCGAGGCUGUUGUGUGUACAGAAGGUAUAUGGAGCUGCACCCAGAGGAUGCAGAGUUCUGGCAUUGCCCUUGUGCUUGAGCUUUAUUGUUCUCUUAGCCACCUCUGUUCUUCACUCCUGGAUGCCUUCCUGCUGCAGCUAAGUGUCUAGGCAAUGACUCAGGAAGAACUUUUAGGAAAAGGUGGAUCCUGCCCAUCACCAAGGUAAAAGCUGGGAGGAUACACACUCCCCCCCCCUACCACCACACCCACAGUCUCAGUGUUUGGGAAUUUUCCAUUCAAGACUUGUAACUCUUAUGAGGGGGGCAUGGCUCUUUACUAUCAGGUCAAUGAUGUGAAGUUUGUGGGAGUGAACACAGGCACUCCAGUUUGUCCUCCAAGGAUGAAAAAAAAUGAAGAUCAAACCAGCCAUUUGUAGAGAGGACACAAUCUGUGGACUGGGAGGCUUGGUCUGGGAACAUGGCUGGAUUGUGGUAUAACAAUGCUCAAGUUGAAUUCUUUGGGCCUAGACUUUGACUUCUGUUAACUAAUGUGCAUAAUGACUCCAAAAGGCAGAUUACCAGUAGAGUUUCCUAGCCUACCUUAUCCCCAAACUUGAAAAUUGAGGAGAUGUGAUUGUUGCCUAAGCAUUAAUAGGGCAUCAGAGGUGUGCAAAGUGAUGGGGUUUGAGGCAGCGUGCAAUGUUGGUCAGCAGUGGAGAAGUAGAAAAAGCAUUGUCAGCUAUCAGAGGUCCAGAUCUCCAGUCGCAUUAGCUCUUAUGGGGAUGUAUUCUUCAGUCUGUCUUAGCUUAAUUUAUGUUAUUUUGCUAAGUCUUCAAGUAUCCUAUUGAAGAUGUGGUUUCUUGUGUAGGUCUGCCAGUGUGAAUAUUCUAGCUACUGAAUACUAUUUUUCAUUGUUGAUAAACUGACUUUGUUGUCCACUUCAGGCUUUGUAUGUAUUGUGAGCCAGUUACUGCCAACAUCUCUGGGUCUUCAAAGUAAGGCCAGAUCCAGGGACCAGGGCCCUAUAAUAAUUGUACCAAAAUGCCUGUGGUAUUUACUGGCCUUUUGGUCAAAUAGAAAGCAUAGGUAUAUGAUAUUACCACCUCCCUAGAUGGUGUUAUGUCAAAUACUACAUAACUGAUAAGUUUCUUCAUUUUUUGCCCUCUGACAGAGCAACAUUCCUGAUUCCUUGAAGGCAGUUGGUGUAGUGGCUCUUACACUUAUUUAUUUAGUGAUAUAUGUGACUAGGCUGGGGGACAGCCAGCUCUUCACCUUCUCAAUUUCUCUUCUGCUCCCAUGUAAUCCUGAGGCAUGGGCUCCUGUUCCUUAACUGCAAUACUAAGCAAGUGCUGGACAUCCAAAAGUACCCUCCUCAAUUUGGAAGACUUUUGGGUUAGCCCCACAGCCCUCUGCUCCCUAGAUUUAUCCUGGGCCAUGCUUCCUUGGGGGACAGCAUACCUUGCUUGGAUAAAGCCAGAUUGACAACAUUUAUUAAGCUCCUUAGGUCAGUUAUUUUUCUAAAUCUUUUAUAUGUGUUAAUUCAUUCUGAUCCUUAUAACUAUAUGAGCUAAGCACUGUUAUCCCUGUUUUAAUAAUGGAGCUGAGCACAGAGAGUACAAAGUUGCCCAAGGCAGGGCCAAGAUUUGAAUACCCAUAUCCCACAAGUUAGGCCUGCAAUCCAAUCUCACGUUAUACCCCUCUUCUCACCCAUUCGCUACUCACAACUUGAUAUGUUAACUGGUUGGUGCUCCAACCUUCUGAUUCAAACUUUUGACACUUAUUUUGGGGCGCCUGGGUGACUCAUUCGGUUAAGUGUCUCCCUUCAGCUCAAGUCAUGGUCCUGGGGUCCUGGGAUCGAGCCCUGUGUUGGGCUCCCUGCUCAGAGGGGAGCCUGCUUCUCCCUCUGCCCCCCCCACCCCGCUUCUGUACAUGCGUGUUCUUUCUCACACAAAAUCUUAAAAAAAACCCAAAACAACCUUUGAUACUUAAGUGUCCCCUGAGAGGAGAAUCCAUCCUGCAUAAGAGGCUUUAGGGCAGAGAGAGCAAGAGGGCAUCUGAGUGUACUUAGGGACCAAGGGUAAAAAGUAUCAACAGGCAGAAGGGCAAAGAUAGACUUUGACUUCACAUUUUGGUAGACCUGCUCCUUUAGCAAGCAGUCCUAUAGCAAAUCUAGUUUAAUCUGCAUCUUAGGGGGUGGGGGAUGGUUCUUUUCCCACCCUCACCAUUGGGAAGUACCAAGAGGUGGGAGCACAAGUGUGACUAUAGCCAAAGGGAGAGGCCAAGAGAGAAGGAAUCAUUUCUUCAGUCUGAGUUGAUUACCCAGGCAGAGGCAAAUCAUUUUGUUUUAACUUUUAAUUGAAGUAUAACACACACAGGUUGGCUUUUAACAAAUGGAACACAAAUACAGUCAUCACUUCAAUCAACAAACUUACCACCCCCUGCAGGAGCCCCCUUCAUGUUCCCUUCUACUUACUACCUCCCCAAGGGUAACCACUGUCUGACUUCUAAGAACAUAGAUUAGUUUUGUCUGUUUUUGGACAUAAUAUAAAUGGAAUCAAAUAGUAUGUAUUCUCUUGUACCUGGUUUAUUUGCUGUACAUUAUGUUUGUAAGAUUUUUGUCGCAUGUAUUUGUACGUGGUUCCUUCUCAUGGCUGUAUAGUAUUCCAUUGCAUAAAUAAACCAUAUAUUUAUCA